UCCCGCAGGCCGCAGCCUCCGCUCGCGUGGCGCGCCGUUGCCCUUGCAGUCGGAGUGCGGCUGAGGAGGGGCAGCCCCGGCGGAGGGGCGAAGAAAUCAUGGUGAAUUUUGUUCAGGCCGUGUGUGACCACUGGGUUCAUGUCCUUGUCCCCAUGGGGUUUGUAAUCGGAUGGUAUCUGGACAAAAGGAGUGAUGAAAAGUUAAUGGCCUUCAAGAAUAAAAGCAAGCUGUUUGGAAGGGAAGUGAAAUCCAAUGAAGAAGAUACCCGGAAAUGAAGAAUUUUGCCGAAUGGGGGGAAUGUGUAUCUUUAAUAAAUCGUAUUGAAUGACAAA
Messenger RNA from Tachyglossus aculeatus (Australian echidna), 332 nucleotides. RefSeq names its product NADH:ubiquinone oxidoreductase subunit B1 (gene NDUFB1). The record is from RefSeq and is a predicted model, not a curated record. Bases 99 to 275 code for a protein of 58 amino acids. The transcript has 3 exons. Gene Ontology annotation, cellular component: mitochondrion. Lineage: Eukaryota; Metazoa; Chordata; Mammalia; Monotremata; Tachyglossidae.